GGCUGUUGUUGGGGGGGAGGGGGAGGAGCAGGGAGACAGGCAGGCCGGCGGCGGCACAGCCCGUGAACACACACCGAGGGAAUGUUUUUAUCGGCGGAGCCGCGGCCGCUUCACGCUCCGGAGAUUCAACUUCACACCUCCACGCGCACAACCUAGGAGGGAUCGUUCCGACAGACCCCCCUGGAGGUGCCAAGCGAAGCCGCCAUGUCGGUAACCGUUCACGAGAACCGCAAAUCCCGCACCAGCACGGGCUCCAUGAACAUCUCGCUGUUCCACAAGCCUUCCCAUCCCGACAGUGUCCUGACCCACCUGAACACAUUGAGGAAACAGUGCAUGUUCACCGAUGUCACGCUGUGGGCCGGAGACCGCUCUUUCCAAUGCCACAGGGCUGUCUUGGCGGCGUGCAGUCGUUAUUUCGAGGCCAUGUUCAGCGGCGGGCUGCGAGAAAGUCUGGACAGUGACGUCAACUUCAGAGACAGUAUCCACCCCGAGGUCUUGGAGCUUCUGCUGGACUUUGCCUAUUCUUCUCGAGUCAUCAUAAAUGAGGAGAAUGCUGAGUCGUUGUUAGAGGCGGGCGACAUGUUGCAGUUUCAUGACAUUCGGGACGCAGCGGCAGAGUUUUUAGAAAAGAACCUGCACUCCUCCAACUGCCUGGGGAUGAUGCUGUUGUCAGACGCUCAUCAGUGUAAAAGGCUGUACGAGCUGUCGUGGAGGAUGUGUCUGCUACACUAUAACACGGUAAGAGAGUCGGAGGACUUCUAUAGUCUGUCUAAAGAUAAACUGCUGGAGCUGAUUCUCAGCGAUGAGCUGGAAAUAGAAGAUGAACAGGUUGUGUUCACCUCUGUGAUGCGGUGGGUCCGAUACGACCUGGAGGCUCGGCGUCAGCACUUAGCCGAGCUGCUGCGGGGCAUCCGGCUGGCUCUGCUGCCGUCCGACUGCCUGCUGGAGGCCGUGGCCUGCGAAGAGCUGCUCAUGGCUGACAAGAGGAGCAGGUCAAUAGUUGAAGAGGCAAUGCAGUGUAAGAAGAAGAUCCUCCAGAAUGACGGCGUAGUGACUAGUCCCUGUGCCCGGCCGCGUAAGGCAGGGCACACGCUACUUAUACUGGGAGGCCAGACCUUCAUGUGUGACAAGAUCUACCAGGUUGAUCAUAAAGCCAAGGAGAUCAUACCUAAGGCCGAGCUGCCCAGCCCCAGGAAGGAGUUCAGUGCAUGUGCCAUUGGAUGUAAGGUUUACGUCACAGGAGGAAGAGGAUCAGAGAACGGAGUCUCUAAAGACGUCUGGAUCUAUGACACUGUGCAUGAAGAGUGGUAUAAAGGAGCACCAAUGCUAAUAGCCAGGUUUGGCCAUGGUUCAGCUGAGUUGGAGAACAGUCUCUACGUUGUUGGGGGUCAUACAGCCAUAGCGGGAGUUUUUCCUGCCUCUCCAUCUGUCUCCCUAAAACAGGUGGAGCGGUACGACCCUCUCAGUAAUAAGUGGACUAUGAUGGCCCCUCUAAGAGACGGAGUCAGUAAUGCAGCCGUGGUCAGUGCCAAACUCAAACUCUUUGUUUUUGGAGGGACCACCAUACAUCGAGACAAGGCCUCCAAGGUUGGUGGAGUAGUCCAGUGCUAUGAUCCUGUGGGUAACCGCUGGGAUAUUGCGGCUGAAUGCCCCCAGCCUUGGCGCUAUACAGCGGCUGCUGUCCUAGGGAGCCAGAUCUUCAUCAUGGGCGGCGACACUGAAUUCACUGCUGCCUCUGCUUAUCGCUUUGACUGUGAAACCAAUCAGUGGUCGCGGGUAGGCGACAUGACGUCCAAACGGAUGAGCUGCCACGCCGUGGCCUCAGGAAACAAGCUGUACGUGGUUGGGGGUUAUUUUGGGACGCAGCGUUGUAAAACGUUGGACUGUUACGACCCUACGUCAGAUAGUUGGAACUCCAUCACCACGGUGCCUUAUUCACUGAUCCCCACCGCCUUCGUCAGCACAUGGAAACACCUUCCUGCAUAACUGGGGGACCCCAGGACCCAGCCAUUCCAGGUGUUGACUGAGGAGGACUCAGCCUGGAGGACAAGCUGAGACUGGAUGGAAUCUCCACACAGGACCGAUCCUUCCACAACACGCUGCACCUCCCAGACUCAGCCGGUCCUGAGCCCACAGCACAGCAGCCGGGUCUUAACACACUCAGAGACCCCCUCUCCAUGCCGCGCUUCCUGAUGGACAGACACUUUGAUCAACCUGACUGAUGAACGCAUUGGAGCACUCAUACAGACUGUGUGUGUGUGUGUGUGUGUGUGUGUUGUGUGUUGGUGGUGGUGUGUGUGUGUGUGGUGUGGUGUUGUUGUGUGUGUGUGUGUGUGUGUGUGUGUGUGGUGUGUGUUUGGUGUGUGUGUGUGUGUGGUGUGUGUUACAGUGUAAAGAUGUAAGUGACUAGAGCUCGCACUGCACACACUCACUAAUUAUUAUCGCUCUGCACCAAUACAGUGUUAAGGGGGGUGGGGUGGGGGGCCUCUUCAUCUACAUUAAGAAUAGUCUGAGAGGUUUACAUUUACCAGUACACUACAUCAGGUAACACCAAGACAAUAUCUGGCUUCUCAGUGUUCGAUUGGAAACAUUCUUCUUUCACAUGGGACGUGGAUUAUCAAUAUUCUCAGUGGAUGUCAUGGGUAACUUCAGGUUUCAUUUUUUUUACAUCGAAGGCUCUGCAGUUGCAUCAGAGACUAAAGUAAAGUCAUUAAAACAUUAAAAAGAAGUUAAAAACGAUUAAAAAAAUUAUAAACAGAUGAAAUACGAGAAUAAUAUUUACAGUGCAGAACGAAAGGCAACGUAAAAGAACUGUGGGUCUACUGGCAACAGAGCAAACGGCACACUAUAAUAUUAGACUUAUACAGAGAAAAUAAUAAUCCAGGAGAACAGCAACACAGCUGCCAGAUGCACUGUGGGAACGUAUGAAUGCAUAGGUCUUUUAUAAUCUCACUGUAUAAAGGAAAGUGGCAGCAAUCCCGGCUCCAAACAGAACAGUGUACCCAGUCUCUUUUAGUCUUCUACAAUCCUGUUCUUAGUUAUUGUUAUGCAUAAACAGACAGGUUUUCGGAUAAGCGUUUAGACAUGCCUGCCCCCCCCCUUCCGUCUCACCACGGUCUUCUCUGGUGUGGACGGGGAUGCCAUCUUCCGUGAAAACGGUGAUUUCUCCUGGUAAAAAGUAAACCAGCGUCACGAGAGAGAAAACCCUGAAGUUACCCUAAAUCCUACAUGUACUCCAACCCACAGUGUCUACAUAUGGCGUUUUUCCAUUACGUGGUACCUGCUCGAAUCGAACUGCUUAAACACAGCGGGUUUGUUCAGGACCCCCCCCCCUCCAACCCCUCCCUCGGUGAUGACUCAGUGAAUGGGGACCAUUCUCUCCGACCAAUCAGUUAGGGGUUGGAAUCCCCAGACGCCUCCCGAUACUUACGCCACGAUAUUAUUGCGAUUUUAAAAAUAUUGCAAUAUUCUGCAAUUUAUGACCUUUUUUCCAACUUUUAAUUUUUCCCAAUAUCAAAUGAAAAGGAAACUUUGUCAAUAUCUGUUUUAUCUAAAAAGAAACAUUUUGUUGUUGUUCAUAUCCCGUCAGUGUUAUUGCUGCGAAAUGCGACAAACUGACCAACAACUGAGGUGGUACUGAAAGAAAGGACCUUUUAGCAGGCACCUGGGACUUUUUUUCGUAAUGGAAAACCAAAAAGGCGAGUAGAGGAGGUUACCACGCAGUAGAAAAAACGCCAACAGUCUUUUAACUUAGUGGUGUCCUUGUGUCUCACGUGGCGACGCAGUAACAGUGUGAAAUCCCAGUGAUUCUUACUUUUGCCUUUCUCGAGCGCCAGACAGCCCUUCGCUGAGCUCUAAAGCAUCAUAUUCCAAUCGUUUCCGUCGAUGCGUUUAUGUCCAAAGGUGACACAGGAAACUCAUUUGGGAGCAUGAUCUGUGGAUUUAAUUCCAAUGCACAUUUCAUAUGACCGUUGAACAUCUUUGCAAGUUGCACAUGCACUCCAUUGCUUUUCCAGUAGCAUGUUUUAGAGUUGAAGGACCACGUGAAAGAGAAGUGACGCGCCAGGGAGGAGACAUCACGCUAUUUGUGUACUUUAUAGGACAAAUAUGAGAAGCACAGAACAGCCUUGUGUCCGGCGUCCCGCAGAAACCACCACUGCCAAAAAAAAAGACGUUUGAAGCCGAAGCUGAAGCCCUUAAUGUUUCUGUAACUCCUAUGCACUUUUGAUGUUGAUCAAUGCAUUCACUAGCGGUAGUAUGACUUUGUGAGAUAUGGUUUACAUGCUGGGAGAUAACACCAGCUGUCACAAUAUGAAAACACUGCACCAAAUGGAUAAAAACGGGACUUCUGCAGGACACAAAAUAUUGGGGCUGAUAUGUUGUAUUGUCUCUGUGAUACAGUAUUUGCUGGUGUCGUCCAACUGUGGAGACUCUCUGUGACUUUCAUUUGACUGGAGGUGGAUUUUAGCUACUGCACAGAAGUGAAAAGAAAAUACUUUUUACCUGUUUUUAGAAUUUGAAGAAGUAAGAAGGAAAGUGUUUUUGAGGAUUUUUAAAUGAUGAUACACGAAAAUGUGAGAUACUGUAUGUUUUUACCGGGGAAAAUAAAUGGACUCACUUUUGAAAACUCUG
Messenger RNA from Etheostoma spectabile (orangethroat darter), 4632 nucleotides. It is a transcript of the gene enc2, whose product is annotated as ectodermal-neural cortex 2. Gene Ontology annotation, biological process: ubiquitin-dependent protein catabolic process. The transcript is spliced from 12 exons. Lineage: Eukaryota; Metazoa; Chordata; Actinopteri; Perciformes; Percidae. Gene Ontology annotation, cellular component: cytoplasm; Cul3-RING ubiquitin ligase complex. The record is from RefSeq and is a predicted model, not a curated record. Gene Ontology annotation, molecular function: protein binding. Bases 205 to 1986 code for a protein of 593 amino acids.